Setaria italica (foxtail millet) is the source of this 922-nucleotide messenger RNA. Its product is annotated as binding partner of ACD11 1. The record is from RefSeq and is a predicted model, not a curated record. NCBI's taxonomy places the organism in Eukaryota, Viridiplantae, Streptophyta, Magnoliopsida, Poales, Poaceae. Gene Ontology annotation, molecular function: RNA binding. Bases 1 to 906 code for a protein of 301 amino acids. The transcript is spliced from 4 exons.
AUGUUUAGUACUGUCAAGGUUAGCAAUGUGUCCCUGGAAGCAGUACAGUGUGAUAUAAAGAAAUUCUUUUCUUUUUCUGGUGACAUUGUGCAUGUUGAAAUGCAGAGUGGCGAUGAGCUGUCUCAAGUUGCCUACAUUACUUUUAAAGACAAUGAAGGAGCUGAGAUGGCAAUGCUUGUUACGGGGGCCACGAUAGUUGAUAUGGCUGUCAUUGUCACGCCUGCCACUGAUUAUGAGCUACCACCCAAAGACACAAAACCUUCUGCCCUCCAAAAGGCCGAGGACAUUGUUGGGACCAUGCUGGCGAAAGGAUUUAUCCUUGGUAGGGAUGCACUGGACAAAGCAAAAGCUCUGGAUGAGAAGCAUCAGCUUACAUCAACUGCUACUGCUAGAGUAUCUUCCUUCGACAAGAGAAUUGGUCUAAGUGAGAAGAUCAGUGUUGGUACUUCAGCUGUCAAUGAUAAAGUGAAGGAAAUGGAUCAGAAGUACCAAGUCUCUAAGAAGACAAAGUCAGCACUGGCAGCUGCUGAACAGAGCGUCUCGAUUGCUGGAUCCGCCAUCAUGAAGAACAGAUAUGUCCUCACCGGGGCAGCAUGGGUAACUGGUGCCUUCAGCAAGGUGACCAGUGCAGCCAACGAUGUUGGUGCAAAGGCUAAGGAGAAAAUAGCAGCUGAGCAGGAGCACAAGAAUGUUGAGGGUGGGUCUGCAGCACAACCAGACAUCCCAGAAGGCCCAACAACACACAGGGAAGUGGACGGUGAAUUUGCAAAGAUACAUGUGUCUGAAACCCCUGAAGAUAUCCCAUCUCCACUGUGGCGACUGUCCCUGCUGUUAUCAAUGAGGAGCCCAGCAAGGCGUCUCCACCCGCUGAUGCUCCUAAAAAGCCGGAACCUGCUCACGGAUUGAUACUAUGAUAUGAUUC